Messenger RNA from Branchiostoma belcheri (Belcher's lancelet), 1802 nucleotides. RefSeq names its product zinc finger protein 436-like. Lineage: Eukaryota; Metazoa; Chordata; Leptocardii; Amphioxiformes; Branchiostomatidae. The record is from RefSeq and is a predicted model, not a curated record. Gene Ontology annotation, biological process: regulation of transcription by RNA polymerase II. The coding region runs from base 100 to 1029 and encodes 309 amino acids. The transcript is spliced from 2 exons. Gene Ontology annotation, cellular component: nucleus. Gene Ontology annotation, molecular function: RNA polymerase II cis-regulatory region sequence-specific DNA binding; DNA-binding transcription activator activity, RNA polymerase II-specific.
UGUUUCUGUCAGUACUGACUCUGCAGCCGUGAGGAUCUGUGUCGUCGUGAAAACAUCGUGCAAUACUGUGGAGCUUCUGUGCAUCUCGGUUUGACCAACAUGGCUACACCUGAAUUCCAUCUGGAACAUGAGGAGGGAGAGACUGGGCAGCGGAGGCAGCAUUCUCCGCACACCCACAAGUGUGGCGAGUGUGACAAGGCGUUUCGCUUCCUGAGUUAUCUGAAGAAUCACAUGAGGACUCACACAGGUGAGAAACCCUGCCGAUGCGAGGAAUGUGGGAAGCAGUUUAGUGAGCUGAGUAGUCUGAGAAGACACAUUCGGACUCACACGGGUGAAAAACAGUACAAGUGUGAAGAGUGCAGCAGACAGUUCAGCAGGCUGGGUAAUCUGAAGGAACACGUGCGGACUCACACUGGUGAAAAACCUUACAAAUGUAAGGAGUGCAGCAGGCAGUUCAGCCGGCUGGGUAAUUUGAAGGACCACAUGAGAACUCACACAGGUGAGAAACCGUACAGAUGUGAGGAGUGCAGCAAGGACUUCAGUCGGCUACAAGUUUUAAAGACACACAUGCGGACUCACACAGGCGAGAAACCGUACAAGUGUGAGGAGUGCAGCAAGCAGUUCAGCGAGUUGUGUAGUUUGAAGAGACACAUGAGGACUCACACUGGUGAAAAGCCGUACAGAUGUGAGGAGUGCGGCAAGCAGUUCAGUGAGUUGGGUGAUCUGAAAAAACACAUUCGGGCUCACACUGGAGAGAAACCCUACAGGUGUGAGGAGUGCAGCAGGCAGUUCAGUCUGCUGGGUGAUCUGAAGAGACACAUGCGGACUCAUACUGGGGAGAAACCCUACACGUGUGAAGAGUGCAACAAGCUGUUUAGCGAUUCUGCUAAUCUGAAGAGACACAUGCGAAUUCACACUGGUGAGAAACCCUACAGAUGUGAGGAGUGCAACAAGCAGUUCAGCGAUCCUGCUAAUUUUAAGAGACACAUGAGGACUCACACUGGUGAGGAAAAAAAAACGUACAGAUAAGACGAGUGCUGAAAGCAAUUUAGAGAGAUGUUAAUUUUCAGAUACACAUUUAGACUCACACUGGUUAAAACUGUAGCAACACUGUUGGAAAAAUGUAGUCAAAUUCUUUCAAAUUGGUAGUUAAGUAGUCUGAGUGUCGACAUGCAAUCUUACACCAGCGAAAACCUUCAAAUAUCCACUUUUAUGUGGUAUCAUUUGAGUCAGUAGCGAGGUUUGUAGAUCUCUUUUAGCAAUGUGACCUCUUAUUCAUGAAUGAAGCCAAGACGGAAUUUACCCACGUCUACUUGGCAGACACACUGGAAAAAGAUGAGAAUGAACAACCACUCCGUGGUUGAUGCUGCAGGAUGCCCAGCUACUGCAGCAGCAGAACACAGUGGACUAUUUCUACCUCUUAUUUACUGUGUCCUUUUUGCAUGAGUUUAUUGUAAAAUCACGAAUGCAUGCUCCGUAGCCUUUUGAUCAGAACUAGAAGUUGUGUUUUUAGACAAUAGUGACAGAGUUACACGGUACACAAAACCGUUCGUUCGACGUCAAGGGUCAUGAUCCGUCUCUUAUAGCACUCACUAACUAGUUAGUUCUAAAUGCACUUAGGAUGUUGAAAAAUAUUAUUUGUUUUCAAAUCGUUCUGUAAGGUACAUGAUGUAGCUGUUAGAGAUUUGUAAUCUUUCUGCAUAUUAGUUUCGCCAAUAAAUCAAAACACGUGAUGUCUAACAUUGUUUUCAGUUCUUUAUUAAUAUUUUUCCAUGCUGUCUAAUUUACCAUUAUGCAAAUCA